AUGCUGGGGUUGAACGCUUCUAAAUCACAAACAAUCCUCAACAAACUCAAACCAACUACAUUUUUGGCGCCUCUCGUCAAAAAUGCAAGUUCUGUUAACGUGGAUCUUGAUCCAGAAUGGGAGAAAAUGGCACAGAAGCAGUUGAAGGGGAAAGAUCCGCACAAACUUAUCUACCCAACUUACGAGGUUUAAAGAAGUGUCUUUUUAACAUAUCAUUAUAGGGAAUUCCAUACAAACCCGUGUAUACCGCCGCUGAUACGGCCAAUCAUAAGGCUGAGUUACCUGGAAAAUUUCCGUUUACUCGCGGUCCUUACCCAACAAUGUACACCCAAAGGCCCUGGACUAUUCGUCAGGUAAAAAACGUUAUGCUCUGACGCCUGUAGUAUGCUGGCUUCUCCACAGUCGAGGAGAGCAACAAGUUCUACAAGGACAAUAUCAAAGCGGGUGUUCAGGGCUUGAGCGUUGCGUUUGAUUUGGCAACACACCGCGGUAACUGUUCUUUGCCUCUCACGUUGAAUUUGUUUUUAAAAACUUGUAUUUUGUUGCGAAAAGUCUUGAUAUGCUGCUGUUCAGUGUGCAGACCAGAUGGACAAGUUGGAACUUGAUAAAGGAUAUUUCCCUCGGCAAGGACAAUACAUAUAGCGUACUUUUUAUACAAUGUACAAAUUGCAGCAGUUCCCCGCCUUAGUACUGCACAUAUUUAGCUAAAUGCACCGAGUUUUGAGACAUUCCCUUCUUCGGUCUUUUUCUGGUUCUUAUUUACCUUCUAUCAGCCUUUGGUUUUUUUGCGUUUUUCUGGAAUCCAGCAAAGCAAGUCAUUAUCGUUACGAUCUUUGAAAAAAAGUAUUCUGUGUCUGACCUUUAUCUUCUUUUGUCCAUAGGUUAUGAUUCUGACAACCCUCGAGUCUUCGGUGACGUUGGUAUGGCUGGCGUCGCGAUUGACUCGGUCGAGGACAUGAAGCGUCUUUUUGAGGGUAUCGAGCUGAAGUCAAUCAGCACUUCGAUGACAAUGAACGGCGCUGUCUUGCCGGUUCUUGCUAUGUUUAUCGUGGCUGCCGAGGAGCAGGUUGGUUCUCGGAGUAUUUAAAGCCUCAAAGCAAACGAAAUGUAGUCGUGAUUUACAAAUUAACAAAAUGUGAUCAACUUCAGGGGGGAUCAGCAGUUUUUUUCUAGGUAGAUUUGUAGAGAAGUUUCAUAGACGCGACUAGGGCCGCAAAUGAUAACUCCCGACUGCCAGCAUUAUGUUGUAACUAAUUAUUACCUUAUCGACGAGCUUAGCUUUGAAUUCCGUUUUCAGCGUUUUGUCGUAAGAGCUAACCACUCGCUUUUCCUUUGGUAGGGUGCUUCUCAAAAAGAACUUGCGGGUACAAUUCAAAAUGAUAUUCUUAAAGAAUUUAUGGUUCGAAAUACCUACAUCUUCCCUCCUACUCCAUCAAUGCGUAUCAUCGCUGAUAUUUUCGCCUAUACCGCAGCUGUGAGUCGAGUUUUUGUGGUCAUUCCUUGUGUGAUGACGAGCCUGCAGAGUCACUUACAGCAUUCAGAUUCUACCCCGGCUCAUCCAAGAUUUGUAGCACACUGCACGUUCGUAAUAUAUACCGGUUAUGCAAGGCACUUAUUCCUCUUAUUUUCCUGACAAAUCUCUCCAUUUGACAUCUCACAAUGCACACUACACCUUAACUUACAUGCAGUUUAUUAGGUUUUUUAAAAUUAUUUUGUCUCGAAGGACCAAAUACAAAAUGAUCACAACAUAUCUAGCAAAGGUGUUAAUUCCAUUCAAAGAGAAAAACCUCAGCAAAAGAUUUUACGCUGAGGAGACGCUGAUGCAAAUAACAUUUCUAAAAUGAAAGAUUUUGAGACCACACAUAUAACUGUUAGUAUACUAUUCAGCCUGGAAUUUCCUCUGCUUUAUUUAUUUACAGCACAUGCCCAAGUUCAACUCAAUUUCUAUUUCCGGCUACCACAUGCAAGAGGCCGGCGCCAACAACGUCCUUGAAAUGGCUUACACUAUCGCUGAUGGUAUUGACUACUGUAGACUGGGCGUUGAACAUGCUGGUCUCAACAUUGAUAAAUUUGCGCCUCGUCUUUCCUUCUUCUGGGGCAUUGGAAUGAACUUCUACAUGGUUUGUCCCUGUCGUCAUUUGAUUUUGUGUAUUAUGAUUGUUUCGACAAAAAUGCACCCUAGUGUGCCUAACAACGUGUUUACAUCUCACGCACAGGAAAUCGCCAAGAUGCGGGCCGCUCGACGUCUGUGGGCAAAACUCAUCAAGGAGAAGUUCGAUGCUAAAAGCGAAAAGUCUUUACUUCUGCGUACCCAUAGCCAGACAUCCGGUUGGUCUCUUACAGAACAGGUAUGUUACUCCUCUCUGUUCCGCAAAUUAGUAAUAGGUGUAACUGGUGCAUGCCACUCGCUAGCAAAUGAAUUUUCGACUUAUUGACUAGGAUAUGCUUCUCGAAUGGUCUUUGUUAAAUCAGAAGUCUUUGUUUAUAAAUGUGUUCAAAUAAUACUCUCCUAUUCGAUGCACGCUUUUCACUUUACAGCAGACUGGCCUAACUUUUAUAUCUAAUUUUUUGACAUUUUCUUUAAUAUUUAGCUUUCCGAUGGCGAAAGACCUUCGGCUUUGUGCAAGGCUAAAAAAAACUAGAAUAGAGAAAAGGCAACCAUGAAAUCCGAUGGAGGACAUACUCCGCCUCCGGUCAAAUUACCAGGCAGAACCCGUAGACAACGUCGGCUGGCCUUACAUGCUACAGUGUUGCCAUUUUCUGAGAUUUAUUUCAUAAAGUGCUUCAUUUUGCCACUGGUAUUAGCUUGAUUUCAAGUCCACUUACUGACUACUUUGCGCACUGGUUGUAAAGAGUGCAGCGAUUCACUAGCACAUUUUGAUUCAGGACAAAGGCAGAAAAAAAUUGAAAGUCUUGAUUACGUUAGUCAAUCUGCUUCCCCUUAUAUUAAGAUCUGCCUUGCAUUUUCUCCUAGGAUCCAUACAACAACAUCGUUCGAACAGCCAUUGAGGCCAUGGCAGCAGUGUUCGGUGGCACCCAAUCUCUGCACACCAAUUCCUUUGACGAGGCUCUCGGUCUGCCCACGAAGUUCUCUGCACGUAUUGCUCGAAACACCCAAAUCAUUAUUCAAGAAGAGACUCAUAUUACCCGUGUUGCUGAUCCAUGGGCUGGCUCCUACAUGAUGGAGUCUCUCACCGACCAGUUGGCAGCAGCAGCUCUUAAGGAGAUUGAGGAGGUCAGUGUUGGCUUUUCUCUGCACCUCUACUUAUAACAAGUCGCAAUAAUUGCUAUUUGGUUAACAUGUAGUCCAAACGCUUAUCAAUUCUACCGUCACACGAAACCUUUCGUUAUUAACAAACUGGUAAGCACAAUACUAAACAAGCAUUUGGGGUUAUUUCUUAUUUUUGACUCAUUCGUCCUGCCAUCUUCUCUUCCUCCUCUUCCUUCACUACCUCAUCCUCCUCCUACAGAUACCACUUUCACCAAUGCCUUUAAUUUAUUUCUAGUUUUGUCUAAUCCGCCUUAACUGAGUUGCUGGAAAAAUAGGUACAGGAGCACUAUAACUUUCUUUUUUGAUAGCUAACAUGAACAUUGGAUUAGUCUGACGCUUGCGCUCUCAUCGACAGUCCCACAGCGUGAUGGAUACAGGGACAGUGACUUGUAUGUGAAUUAGCGUGUAACGAUGGGAGACCUACGUUGCAUCUACCACACCCUCCCGCGCUACCCACAUAAACCCGGUGUGCAGACUAAGUCAUAAAGACCGCAGGUAGGAUCGGGUGUAUUGAUUGCAAAGCUAAACAGUCCGUCUACGGCUGUCACAUGCACACACACCUGUUCCACGCAGAAUUUCGCAGAAACAAGAAAUGGUCGGCUCGGAUUCCAUCUAGGUAGGAGUGUCAUGGAGGCCAACUUAAGAAGUAGCCGUUACGGCCUAACUAUCUAUCCCGAGAAGACCAUGUUACGCCAUAAGUUGGCGGUUAUCCAAGCCACGGAUUUUAGCGCCCCGUGAUAAAUUCAAGCAUCUCAGAUUGUUUAUAGAAACGAAUAUGCGCUUAUUCGACCUCACUUUCCCUACCCCAUGCACCAGUCCACUCUGCGAACCGAUCAACCAUCUGAUGCAGAGAUUGGGAGUAAUAGCGCAUCUGCGCGUGCCAUGAAAGAUCUGACUUCGCACACACACACACACGCACACUAGAUUUUCAUCCAAAAUGAUGGGCGAGUCGGACUUCACAUGCUUGAGAUUGCCAUAGAGACAACUUGGCAAGGAGCCUUUGUGGCCUGACUCUCAACUCACCAGUCGACCGCUUCACACGCGAGGUUGAUUGCAACCUUCUAAGCAAUGACUUUUAGUACGCCAUGAUAGAUUUAAGCCCCUUAGCUCUAUUGCAGGGACGAAUGCACUUAAAUGGGUAUGCAGUUUCUAGGGUUGGCCGCACUCUCCCUCUCCUAUCCGCCAGUCUGAGCUUAUCAAUUAACUGACGAUGGAUUUGGAUGAAGUGGCUGACAGAGCUUCGAGGAUCAGUCUAAAUGCGCCCUACAUGGCCUGGCCAGGCAUCAGGUGUGCCAAAAUGCACGUUUCUCACUUAAAUAAGGGGUGUUAAUCAUGUGCUUGUGAGGAAUGAUACUGGGCGCCCUUGUGUGCCAUGUAUAAACAGGUGGGGAGACGUUUGUCCAUGAGGUUCGAACUGUGGUUUUGCGCUGCCGAUUCUCCUACAGUCACAUAUGGCCGUGUAAACCUGAAUGAGAGUGUGCAGUGUCGACAUUUGAGGUGUGUGCGACGGGUGUACGUUAGUGCUCCUGAAACCGAUUUACAAAUUCCGGCACGACGGACUUACGAGCGACCGACCAGGUCGAUGCGUAAUGUGUGGGUGUAAUCGUAAUGGAAGCAGAUUGUGAUGGGGUUUGCAUUGCUGGUCGUAGGAACGGUUGUGACGCAUGGCAUGGCACCAGAAGUGUUCGCAUCGGUGGUGGGGGUAGGACUUUUGGCAGUCGCUGUUUUCGCGGGGAUGUGGCAGUGAUUAUAGAGGUUGUGGUGGGCGUCGACAGCGGUGGCGAUGGAAAGAAUGCGCGCACACACAGUAGGCAGGUAGAGGAGAGAUUGCGCUGAAGGAGAUUUCUGAGCCAACAUGGUCAAAAAGGACACAAACGGGAGAAAGACAGGCACAAAGUGGCCCGGUCUCUAGUCUUACCGAAUAAAGCAUAACGGGUGAAAAUGAUGCGGGGACGUUGUUAAAGGUGGCGUCCUGGGAAGUUCGAAAAGUUUCGGUGACGUUGAUCGCAGCUGAGGGUGGCAUCUGGGUGACAUUCUUCGGCAGACCUUUUCUCUCAAUGACUUCAGACGUCUGACACUCCAAUUAUCAAGAAGGAGGCUAUGCUACUCUGUAGGCGGAAGGAUGUUCCAAAUUCUUGGUGCAUGCUCGACACUUGGAUGAUUAAUUUGCGUCCACCUAAGCAUGACCCGUAGCACGUUGCGUUACUUUCCGUCCAUUUUUAAUUUUUGUUAAGUGUACGGUAGCACCUGAACGCUGACCUUCUCGGGGAUCUUCAUCCAUUACCUCACUGUCUUUUUCAAUUGAAAAUAGGUCGAGGCAAUGGGUGGUAUGACCAAGGCUCUCGAAGCUGGCAUUCCAAAACUUCGCAUUGAGGAAUGCUCCGCGAAGCGGCAGGCAGCUAUUGAUUCCGGCGAUGGUAUGUCUACACUUUAUAUAAGCUUGGCUAAACACGUCUGGUCCCUCCUUACAUGAAUAGCUUAAAUAUUGUUUCGGUGACCUCUUACUUAACAUUUUUUUAUCUUCACCUCGGCGGCCCCAGAGGUCAUCGUCGGUGUGAACAAGUACCGCCUGGAGAAGGAGGAAAGAGUGGACGUUUUGGUUGUCGAUAACACGAAGGUCCGUGAAUCUCAAAUUGCCAAACUCAAAGCGCUUCGCAGCUCACGUGACCCGAAGAAGGUAAGUUUACUCUGGCGAUGUUUUUGUGUCUAACGCGCUGGUCAGCUGCUCCAUCUCGUGCAACCUAAUCAAUUCACUCCUGGUUGACAAAAUGGUUGUGGAUGUAAGCUCAUCAACUCUGUCGCAAACCUGAUUCCCUUGUCCAACGCUCAACGCGUUCCUGAUCGAGAUCAAACCGAAGUGCCUUAAAGGCCUCCUAAUCCGCAGCUCGUCUGAUUCGCUUCGUUUACUAUCUUACGUAUAACAUUUGAUGACUGCCCUAAAGUGAGGCCAUGGCUCAGUUUUUUACCAAGCACAUUCUUUUCUGAUGCUGGGAUCAUUUUGACUUCUGGUACCUACCUGAAUAAAACCACACAUGUAUACGUAGACACAGAUGUAUGCUUGUAUGGACAAUGGUGUUGGUGUUCUAGGGAGGAGAACAAAACUGAAGUUGCAGCGAAGAGCGAUGCAGGUGUGGACGGCGAUCGCCAGAAUUUAAAGGUCUUUCCCCGUCGGACUGGCAUGACAGAACUCGUGAAGGUAGAUGUCGACAGGUCAUCCUGUCCGGUCUGAGAGCCUUUAGACCGUAGUCUGUAAAUUAUGGGCCACCAGUGCGAUUCUCACCCUUCAAGCACCAAAGGGCGUAAUUCAGUAGCCGCCCCCUGAUACUGAAAGCUUGUCUGCAUCUAAAACGUCAGGACAGCCCGAGCAUAGUUUGUGAGAUCGCCUUUUUGUUAUAUUUAUGUAUUGAAAGAUGGGCAUCCCAAGAUGCUUAAUUUGAAUGUAAUAUGUCGUUUGGAAAAUCUGACAAACUUUAUUUCGUGUAUUUUCUACACUAGUUCCCCAGACGUAUGGCAAAUGUGCAAGACAGUUAAAAUUCUAAAAGUGCAUAAAAAUCGAUACUGCCCUUUAAUUCCUUUCAAUAAGUCGUGGUUGUGGUUAGGCAUCCCAUGCGCCUAUAUAUGGAUAUAGGCGAAAAUGCGGACCCCAGGUGUUGGGAUGGAAGAAGGGGAAGAGAUCUCUGGGGAGGAUGGUUUAUUCAUCUGACGUUUCACAUUCAUACUUGGGCGCAUCAUCGGAGAUAGGAAAGCGGGCCUCCCAAGAAAUUUAAUUUGAAAUAGGCCAGAUUCUUUGGGGGCAACAUAACCUCUAUUGUGUACAUUUUUGAGACUGGUUCCCCGGCUCAUCGUCAGACUUCUGGGUUAUGUACAAAUACAGUUAUCUAUUUAACCGUGUCGAGCAAGUGAUUCUGUGUUUGCCCGAAGCCCGCGGCAACGCUAGUCGAUCGUAUUUUGUCAUCCCCUCGGCAAUGGCUGCGCUCGCUUCCAUCUUUCCUUGAGAAAUUUGUACGUGGCAUCUAAGUGGAAAUUUCAAUAACGGGCUGGGAAGCCAGUCUCGAAGAGGUACGCAAUAAAGUUACUUUCGUUCUCAAAGUAUCUUACCUAUUUCAAAUACAUAUAUAUGAACCAGUCAUACCUAAACUCCAGGUCUGGAUAAGUUGUGGUUCGAAACGACACUGUUUGAUCAUUGUGCUUCAAGUAAAACGUUGCACCAUUAAGUUGUGGAUUCACCGUUCUCUCAAAUAAUCACUCCCAUAGAAAUACGAACUUAUCGGAGGGACUGGGGAACAGUCUUCAUUAGCAGUCACAGUUGCACAUUAAUGGAGUUUCUCUAUUUGAAACAGUCCAUGGGGGCAAUGCGAUUGACACUCCGGAUACCUAUGCUAUGAAUUUGUGCGUCAACCAUUUGUCACCGUCUCAUUUCAGGCCAAGGCUGCUCUGGAGGCCAUCACUGCAGCCUGCGCCAGUGAUGACAGGAGUCUCAACCUGCUGAAGCUGAGCAUUGACGCCGCCCGAGCCCGAUGCACUGUCGGUGAGAUCACUGACGCCAUGUCAGCUGUAUUUGGUCGCCACAAGGCGAAUGACCGUCUCGUCUCGGGGGCCUACAAGUCAGGCUAUCGUUCUGGCGAUGAACUCAAAAAACUUUCUGAGAAGAUCGAGGUAGGUAUCAGGUAAUUGUUUUUACCUAACGUUUUUUAUGCUCAUCCCCUAAAUCGACCCGAUACUUCACGCCUCUAGGCCUUCGCCGCUGCCGAGGGUCGUCGACCUCGUAUACUUGUGGCUAAGGUGGGUCAGGAUGGACAUGAUCGUGGAGCCAAAGUCGUUGCCUCUGGUUUCUCCGAUCUUGGCUACGACGUUGACGUUGGACCCCUGUUUGCUGUAAGCCUUCCUAACAAUCUAUUCGUCCUUACUCAUUGUUGUCAUACUUACAUGUUCUUCUAUGGCUUCUGUUUGACUCGAAUUUCUGCCGUUUCCUUUUGUUAACUGUGGAAAUACCGUCAGUCCUGACUGUGAACCGCCCUUAAUUCUGAGCAACUAUAAUUCCAAACUCUCGGUCGUUUCUGCCCAUGUCCUGUGCUAUUCAGGGUAACAGGCACCUUGAAGAAGGAGAUGCGAUUGCUGGGAGAAGAGCUUUAUCUGCGAAUGUCUCUGAUGAUGGAUUCGAGUGAGAAUCCGAAACGUCAGGCUCGUCACUCACUGCUUUCUCAAUAGCGACUAUGUUUCGCUUGUUAGUAGUAACCCCCCUCGGGCGUCCUUUACUUGGAGCGUCCGCGAGUUAAAUUAUCCAGCUUUAAAGUACAAAAAUCCCCUACAUCGUCGCCUGAUCCGGAAAUAAUUUGCUGAUAGCUUAUUAAGUUCUUCGAGGCAGGCUGAGGCUCUACCAUCGCUAUCAACUCUGUGCCGAAGGAUCCGCCGCAGGCCAACCUCUUUGCGGGCGGAAGUCGCUGGCGACCUGAUAUUUUUUAAACUGUUUCCGUCUGAAGGGGACUCAGUUAUUCCUUGGGAUGCUGCCAGUUGCCGCUCCUACAAGUCUAGAGCUACAAAUUCACAGGAUUUUCCCACCAUCCCAUUCAUGUUCAUCAUGCUCGACUUUCAGCGAGCCCGACCUUAUCGAGAGAGGUCCCGUCCGCGUAGAAAAUUCUUGUAACGACAAAUUUUGCUCCUAUACCUUUCAUUCGUCUGCGUUCAUUCCCUAUAGACUCCUGAAGAAGCCGCUCAGCAGGCCGUGGAUGCUGAUGUCCAUGCUGUUGGUAUAAGCUCCCUGGCUGCCGGCCACAAAACUCUCGUCCCAGCAUUAGUCAAGGCGCUGAAGGACCAUGGUCGUAGGUGAGCAUCAUGUCCUAUUUCUACCGGAUUCCAAGGUUUUUGAAACUGACUUCCCCGCUUUUUGUGGAUCUUUUUAAGUAUUUCGAUUCCGUCCUGGUCCCACUAUUGAUCGUAUUCGAAACAAUGCAAUCUAAUAUAUUAUAGUGUUUAUCCAUAGCUGAUCACCAGCCUGUCUCCAUACGGUCGUUUAGUGGUUCAUAUCCACAAAUUGCCGUCCACAAUUUAAAGGGUUGUUUAUUGCGCCCAACCGGGAAAGCCGCUCCUACUCGGCCAACUGUAAUGAGGCCCAACCCCUUAUCCCCGCAAUUCAAUCAUCGCUAACGAUCACGUCCGCUGUGUGCGCUAGAGAGUAGUCGGCACAGGACGGUGACUUGACGAGUCAACUGGUUUAUGGUGAAACAGACCUGCGCAGUAUCUAUCGCAAUCUCCCCUCCCGGCAGCGGUAUACAGAAGGACCCCUUUUAACUGUCAGUAGACUGUGGAUCGUGUCAUACGUGAUUCAUGGUAAAGGGAGCUUUAUGGGUGGGGCAGCAUGCUAGACAGUAAGCUGACAAAAUGAAAGAAAACACAAAAAUUGCACGAAUUUAUGCCAAAAGUUUUACCCUACGCUAUUGCACGACAACGGAAAAAAGAGUAGUAAUAAACAGUAAACAAAAAGUAAAUCUCACAAAAUAACGCAUUUUGAGUUAAGGUGUGAGGCCGUGGGAAGUAAUCGUUGCUGUUAGUGUAAUUUCUGCAACAGCCUACAAAUGUAUGCCAAGAUAGAACCCCAUAUGACACGAUCCACAGUCUACUGGCAGUUAAGUGGGGUCCUUCUCCAUACCGUUGCCCCUCCCUCUGGUCGCAAUGGCAAAACAGAGUCCGGAUGACCAGAGGCAGGGUCGGGUGCAGUGACGAACAAUACCAAUCCGCUCGUCUACGCGUACCACACACACACACACACUCGCAAUGUGUACGGGGAUUUCACCCAUCAGGGAAGGGGCUUGGGUCACUCAUGCCAGUGAGUGUCCUAUGGUUCACAUUCAGAAGAAGCCACUAGGUCUGGGUUACCCUGCCCGUUGGCAGUCUUCCCAGCCGCGGCGUUUAGCAAGUCCUGGUCAACGCAAGCGUACCAGAUUUACUCUAGUGCGGAAUGUGCCGAGGUGGUGGUUAGGGGGGGGGGGCUGUGGAGUACUCAGGAUCGGUAUCUCUCUCGCCCUUCCCUCCCCCAUAUACCAAUCAACUGUACAAACCUGUCAGCCAUCUGGUGCAGGGAUUGGACGUGGUGGCCGGUGCGACGCAAAAUCCACGCCUAGGCGUGCCACCACACUGCCCCUUGAGGGUCAUUUUAGAGGAUGCGUGAACACUAAGCAACCUGAUAAACGCGUGCUGCGAGCCAGUAUAGUCCCGGUAUUCGGCCAACCCUUCCAUCGCUUACCCACUGUAGGGGCUUUGUUCGUGACUUUCCAGGUGUCUGAGUGACUUUACUGUUGAAUGCAAUUCGCCGACACUUUCGUGGUGUAAAGAAUGAGGGGCUUGACGGCACGAAGCUCCGCGGUCACUACUCUAGAGAGCAUUUAAGUCGAGGUUUCUAGUUAGGCUUUUGUUUUUGCCCUUUACUCCGACCUCCAGUUAACUUGUCUCACCUUGAACAGCAUGUCAAAAUUGCGCGACACUGAAAUCGCAUCUCCCAGGCAUUGACGGGAGCGCUCUUUAUGUGAACUUGGCCGAGAUUUGUGAGGCAGGUUAUCACAAAAGUAUAUCUCCCGGCUUACGUUUUCCCCUAAGCAUUCAUCGAGAAGGUCCUGCUAAGUCAGCCUGCCUGGUGACCUUGUCUCACAGAGCGGUCAUCUCCCAGCCACCCUUUCCGUCCUGAAAAUGACUGCUGUUGCGAGCUUUUGUCUAUCAGGAGUAACCGGAGAUGAGCAUGGUAAACAGGGGUAUGCAGAGAGCCGUCUUUGUCAAGGGUGUUGGUUAGCCUGUCCCACACACUGUAUGGGGGCUCACGCCCUCUCAACCACCGCGCUCAAUCUCACCUUCAAUUGGCUUGACUGGAACUUGUCACUAGUGUGGGGAAGGAAGGAAAGAAUGAGGUCAUUCCAGCGCCUCACAGCAGUGGAAGUGUGAUGGUCGAGAUAACUCGCUGGGUAAUCUUUGUAGUCGGCACGUCCAGACUGGACUCCCAUGGCAGCGCUUCCUGUCAUCCAGGUCCAUCGACAACAGUUUCUUUUUCGAAACUCAGUGUCGGCCAAUCCUAAGGGAUAAAGUAAAUGUUUGUUUGGAUUGAUGUUGUUCUACCGUGUUAGCGCAGGUGGCUCGAGGACCACCAUUGUCCCUAGGUCCUUGGGCUGCCUUACCUGAGAGUGCCAUAAAAGCCACCUCUAGAAGGAACCAGGCCGUAGUGGGCCUAAGUUAUCCCGACAGUUGGAAACUUACGAGCCACGACGGUCGGCAUAUCGCGGUAGUUUAAAUGUGGGUUUUUUGUUGACAAUGGAAGUGAUGAUUGGCAUGACACGAAAGCACUUGCGUUUUCCGCACACGCAGCUUAGAGAGGAGCUGAAAUAAGCGGAGGCGCGCAAACUCACGGGAUAUUCUUCUCAUCGCGUGAUUGUCGUAUGAGUGAAAACCACUGUCUUGUAGAUUAUCGAUAUGCGUAUGCAUUUGGUCGAGUGCUUCUUCGCACCGGCCUGUUUGGUCAUAUUCGAAUACACGACAACAGCGACUAAAACAACGCGACAAAGCCACCCACCUACAGCACCUAUCGGAGUUUAUUCAAAUGCGUAUACGCUUGUUGUUCAUUCACUACCCGCAUUCUGUCGUGUGCCUUAUACUAACUCUUGUGUUUUCAACUUGAUACGAGGUCGCAACCUUCUCCUCUGAUAAUUGAGGCGGCCGCCUGGUUAGGCUAAAGUGUUUCGAUCCUGGUGUGUUCUGAUUGGCCACUUUCUGAAAUUUCCCUCUCUCUCCUCCAGUGACAUCCUCGUCUUCGUGGGCGGUGUGAUUCCGCCGCAGGAUUACGACUUCCUGUAUCAGAGCGGCGCAUCCCUGGUCUUCGGUCCCGGCACCCGUAUCCCCGAUGCUGCAGGCAAGGUCCUCGAGGCCGUUCAGAAAAAGCGCGCCAAGGCCUGUUAA
This is a messenger RNA of Spirometra erinaceieuropaei, 12205 nucleotides long. NCBI's taxonomy places the organism in Eukaryota, Metazoa, Platyhelminthes, Cestoda, Diphyllobothriidea, Diphyllobothriidae. The record is from the annotation of a GenBank genome assembly.